UUCCUCCACCACAGACGUCGCUCUGUCAGCCCGGGUGGUGGUGUCUUACGUAACUGGUAGCCGCGGUGUCUCUUCUCCUCUCAGCCGCUCAGAAUGGCAGCGAUCAGGACUCUCAGGAAACUGUGCCAACACACCCAGCACCAAGUCUGUAAACUGCACACUUCAGCCUCAAGACAGGAGGCAGUGGUCAUCUCAGGAAAGAAACUAGCACGGCAGGUUCGAGAGGAGGCCCGGGCCGACGUGGAGAAAUGGGUCUUAGCUGGCCACAGGAGACCCCACCUAAGUGUGAUUCUGGUGGGAGAAAACCCAGCCAGUCACUCCUACGUCCUCAAUAAGACACGAGCUGCAGCUGAUGUCGGAAUCUCUAGUGAAACAAUUCUCAAGCAUUCAGACAUCAGUGAGGAGGAGUUAUUGGACCUGAUCGACAAACUCAACACAGACCAUCGUGUGGACGGGCUGCUGGUCCAGCUGCCUCUGCCAGAUCACAUUGAUGAGCGCACAAUCUGUAAUGCAGUCACCCCCACCAAGGACGUGGACGGCUUUCACGUAGUAAAUGUGGGUCGCAUGUGCCUGGAUCAGUCCGCCAUGCUCCCUGCCACUCCCUGGGGAGUCUGGGAAAUGAUCAAACGUACAGGUAUUCCUACCAUUGGGAAGAAUGUCGUGGUAGCAGGACGCUCCAAGAAUGUGGGGAUGCCCAUCGCCAUGUUACUGCAUACAGACGGCCGCCAUGAGAGGCCCGGAGGUGAUGCCACAGUCACCAUUUCCCACCGUCACACUCCAAAGGAGCAACUUCGCCAACACACUAAAAUCGCUGAUAUCAUCGUGGCUGCUGCAGGGAUUCCAAACCUCAUCACUGCAGACAUGAUCAAAGAGGGCGCGGCGGUGAUUGACGUUGGGAUAAACAGAGUGCAGGACCCAGCCACUGGAAAGAGCAGACUGGUUGGAGAUGUGGAUUUUGAAGGUGUGAGGCAGAAGGCCGGCUUCAUCACCCCUGUGCCCGGAGGUGUGGGACCCAUGACCGUGGCCAUGCUCAUGAAAAACACUAUCAAAGCAGCUAAGAACGUUCUGCUGUUUCCUCCAGAGAGGAUCCGCAUGGCGGCUGCAUCCUAAUGAGCCGGAGAAAAUCCCAGCCACGGCGACACAUUCCACCCCCUCCAAACACCACCACCCCUUCAUUUUUUACUAGGAGCGACCUGACGAGCUCCUCUUGCACACGGACUGGAAAGAUGAUAGCGUUGAGACUCUCUUCCUGCUGACAUCUUUAACCUUUCCUAACUUCAAGUCCAGCCAUGUUUAGACUGUUACAUUCACUCAUGCAGCUGCGUGUUUUAUGUAACAGGGGUUUCAGUAUUUAUCAUUUACAAUGUAUUACUUUGGGGUUUUAAGGAAUCUUGAACUAUUAUUUUAUUUAUUACUACACUGACGUAAUAUUUAAACAUGAAUGGGGGCAGGUUACAGCGUUUAACUCUGAGCUGGUAAGCCUACCUGUUGUGCUUCUUUCAGUUAGUUUAGCCUUAUGUACCAAGAGUGAUAAGGGCUAACCUCAUCAGGAACAAGUAUGUUUAUCAAUAUACGAGCUUUAAAGAUUCACAAUUGCCUUUGUAAAAACUUUUAAAUAAAUAUUGCAAAUAUGUUCUCACACUGGUGCUUUCUUUGCACACAGAUUGUCUCUUCUUUUACACAACUGUGAUU
Centropristis striata (black sea bass) is the source of this 1692-nucleotide messenger RNA. RefSeq names its product methylenetetrahydrofolate dehydrogenase (NADP+ dependent) 2, methenyltetrahydrofolate cyclohydrolase (gene mthfd2). The transcript is spliced from 8 exons. Gene Ontology annotation, biological process: tetrahydrofolate interconversion. The record is from RefSeq and is a predicted model, not a curated record. Gene Ontology annotation, molecular function: methenyltetrahydrofolate cyclohydrolase activity; methylenetetrahydrofolate dehydrogenase (NAD+) activity; methylenetetrahydrofolate dehydrogenase (NADP+) activity. Gene Ontology annotation, cellular component: mitochondrion. Bases 94 to 1110 code for a protein of 338 amino acids. Lineage: Eukaryota; Metazoa; Chordata; Actinopteri; Perciformes; Serranidae.